AUGGACGAACCAGAUAGUAAAUUCUUCUCCCGUACACUUGUCAUUGCUGCCUUCGCCCUCUUUCUCUAUUUUGCUCGUGACUACCCGCAAUGGAAGGCUCGUAGACAGCUUCCUCACACCAAGCUUGAAGAUCCAAAGCCUGAAAUUGCAGCGGAAGCAAACACAGAGCAAACCAGCAGCAAAUCAUCCUCCAUUUCAGAUCCUACGAUAAAACCAGCUGAAAACGACUCACCUCUUCCAUCAGAACAUCUUGUAAAAUCAUUAUCAGACAAAUUCUCUGUGAGGUGGAUCCCCUAUCUACCCUUUGCCGUCAUCUACUUGGUUCUCAAGGCUAUUUGGGAUGGCCUCCGGUGGUUCGUUCUACACUCGAUCUUUGCUGUAGAACAGUCAGGUGUCCACUUAAUGGUCGCCAUUGAGCAUGCAGCACAUUGGUCCGUGAACUCUGGACCAGAGUUUUUCAAGACAAAGGUACUCGCUCCCAUUCAGAUCGCAGUGGUAAUCAUCCAGAAGUCCCCAGUCGUCGCAGCAAUUGGGAUCGCGUUGGAGAAAACUAUUUUUCCAGGACUUGUGCGAAUGACUGCCUCGUGUCUAGAAGUAGCUGGAGUAGCUGCAGUCAAAGCCUUUGGAUGGGUACAAACUAUUCUAGAGCCCACUCGGUCUGCACUCGAGUGGUUCGCCAUUGAGUGUGUCUAUAAUCCAUUGCAGGCGCUCUGGUCCCGUCUAUCAAUCCUUUGGGUGACUUUUUUACAGACUGCAAAGAUAUAUCUCCACGAACUGGCUAAAGAUGCACAGGACCUCGGCUGGGCAUUGGUCAAAAUUGGGACCUGGUUGUGGGAACGGACACUCAAGCCUCUGGGUACAAAGUUUUAUACAAUGGGAGAAUUGGUCGUUCAAGGUUUGGCACAAUUCUUGCCAUGGCUUGCAUUCCACAUCUACAGUCGCUUUCUUUUGCCAAUAGGCCAGGUCGCACAAGAUGGAUUCCGAAUUCUUCGAUCCCAUCCAACACUUUUGGCGGGAAUCCACGCAUUGCUCUUGACAGUCAAAACAAAGCUUGGGGACGCCCUGGAAAGGCUGGAAAGUGUUAACUGGCUGAUUCUUUUAGAAACCGUCUUGACACAGGUAGUGAAGACUACCUACAACUAUACGACUCUUGCCCUUCAGAUGAUCUGGCAUGGUAUUAGUGUUUUUGCGGUAGAUAUAGUGCCCAAUGCUUACAAUGAUUUGAUGACAGCACUCGAAGUGGCCCGUCCUAUAGUUGCAUGGGUGGUAGACAAGUUUGUUGUGGUGAUCGCAACUCUAUGGCGUACUGUAUACUGGAUUUCCAUGACAUUGACUACUUAUACACAACCUGUCAUGGCGUGGCUUCACGAGAGGAUUGGCGCACCAACUGUGAAGAUAUGGGUGACAACUAUCCAGCCAGUGUUGGUUCAUGCAGCCAUGGCAACUAUUACUCAUACCAAGGCAUUGACGGAUGCGAUCUUGAAGGCUAUGCCCAUAGUGGCAGCAACAAUGGGACCCGUAUGGGAUGGUUUUAUUAGGGCCGCUGAAGUUUUACAGAUUAUGCUCAGCCAGGUCGGCGCUAGAGUUGUUGUUCUAUCUGGAAGCUUAGGCGAGCGUCUUCAGGAGCGCGUUAAGGCGAUGGGUCCACAAUUUGAAGAAUUCAAGACACAGACAGGGCGGAUAGUUGAUGAGGUCGUACUGGCAACAUCCAAUUUUAUGAUGGACUGGGUUAAGAAGGAGAAGCGUGAUUAA
Molecule: messenger RNA, 1752 nt
Organism: Lobosporangium transversale
Lineage: Eukaryota; Fungi; Mortierellomycota; Mortierellomycetes; Mortierellales; Mortierellaceae
Exons: 1
Coding region: 1-1752 (583 amino acids)
Source: RefSeq, a predicted model, not a curated record